Messenger RNA from Copidosoma floridanum, 7670 nucleotides. It is a transcript of the gene kon, whose product is annotated as chondroitin sulfate proteoglycan 4-like protein. Gene Ontology annotation, biological process: anatomical structure morphogenesis. The record is from RefSeq and is a predicted model, not a curated record. Lineage: Eukaryota; Metazoa; Arthropoda; Insecta; Hymenoptera; Encyrtidae.
GAUCGACGAAGGGAUAAAAGGAGAUAAGAGGAGCAGGAGUUACCUACCGGUACAGGGCUGCUGUAACAGGCUGCUUGGCUGGACUGCACGUACGCUGUUAUAUAGUACAGUGUAUACGUUUCCCCAGUCCCGGUGGUGUAGCAACAGCACGUGUGCCACAUAGGAGGAGGAGGAGGAUGAGCGGCGCAAUGACGUUGAUGUUACUGCUGCUCUCGGCACUAACUGCAGGCCUGCUCUUGGACAGCUGCCAGGCCGAUGAAAAAGCGUCGUUUUACGGAGCGAGCUACAUCCAUCUGUCAGUCCAGGAGGCGAGGAGUGCCACCGACAUAAGCUUUCGAUUCCGCACGCAUCUGGCUGACGCGAUGCUGCUAUUGACCGCCGGUAGGACGGAUUAUUGCCUGAUCAAGCUCGAGUCUGGAGGCUUGAAGGUCCACAUAAAUCUGGGAGCGGGUGAGAAGGAGUUGGCGAGCGCGCGUGAACUGAAGCUCAACGACCUCAGCUGGCACGAGGUCAACCUAACGAGGCGCGACGCCAAUAUAACCCUGAGAAUCGACGUUAUUCACUCGGUGAGCGACGUACUGCCCGGCAAAUUCUUCGAGCUCAACAUCAACUUUGGCGUCUACAUCGGCGGACAGGGCAGGCUCAGCGAGCUAUUUCUCGGUCACACGGAGUACCUGAGGGGCUGCAUGGCCGAUAUUAUUUACAACGGGAUCCGGGUGAUCGAGCAGACGCGCCGCAGAAACUCGAGCGAGGCCACUGCCGUCAAUUGGGGCUGCUCCGCGGAGUUUGACGCCAGCUACGACGCCGAGGUGAGCUUCGUCGAGGACGGGGCUUUCGCCGCCCUUCCCCGCAACGUCCCGCGCUCCGGGUCCAGGUGGGAGGUGGAGCUGAAGACGGCGGCCCAGAGCGGACUGUUGUUGUUCAACGCGGGUCGCUCGACGGACUUUCUGGGCGUGGAGUUGGAGGAGGGCAGGGUGCGGCUGCUGAUGAACAAGGGCACGGGUCCCACGGAGCUCGUGCACGGCCGGACGGUGGCCGAUGGCCACUGGCACAGGCUCGCGGUCGACUUUACCCCGAGCUUCGUGGGCAUCAGCGUGGACGGCGAGCCGAGGAACAUGAGCUUACCGGCGAGCAACCGUUACCUCGAUCUGGCCGACACGUUCUACGUGGGGGGAACGGAGCUCAACAGACGGGCCAAGGCGCUGGCCAAGGGCCUCAAGUCCGGGGACCUCAGCUACAGGGGCUGCCUGAGGGCCAUGGUCCUCGGGGGCCACGGGCUCGGGUUGCCCCACGUCAAGGUCAGCCAGGGUCUCGUGGCCGGCUGCGUGUGGCGGUUUCCCUGCACCGAGGCCGACACUGAGCCCUGCGUCCCCGGGGCCAGCUGCUCCCAACUCGGGGUCAGGUCGUUCAAGUGCACCUGCGACCAGAGCCUCUGCAUCAGGCCCAACUUUACCGAUGAGCACAAGUUGAGCGUCGAUCUGCCGGUGAGCCUCGAGGUUCUGGCGCUGAGACCCUUGCAGGUGGUCGAGGCACGCCGGGCGGUCUUGGGCGAGCGGCAACUGGCCAUGGUGCUGGACAUCGCCAAGUACGGGCUGGACGAGUCCAACGUCGUUUUUCUCGUCGUCGGCCAACCGGCACACGGCGUCCUGCUCCUCGACAAGGCGCCCCUACCCGCCAAGGCGACCUUUACCCUCAACGACGUCUACCAGCACAGGAUUACUUACCAGCACGACGGUGGCGAGAGCACGGGGGACAGCGCGAUCUUGAAGGUGGCGCUGCAGCAACAGCAGUCGGCGUCGUCUUCGUCAUCGUCGUCAUCUGGCGUAGCAGCAACAUCGGCCGGAGGCGGUGGCGGAGUUGGAGUAGGAGGCGGUAGCAGCCGGCAACCGCUUCCGGGUUACUUUCAAGACAGUCUGCGAUUCACUUUGCACGUCAACGUGACUCCGGUUAAUGAUCCGCCGCGGCUCGAGAUACCCACCAACUCCCAGCUGAGAUUGGCCCAAGCGAGUCGAAAGGCACUGACGAAGGAGUUGCUUUGGGCCGUGGACGCGGACACGCCCGCCGGGGCGCUCGUUUACACGGUUCUCGCCAACGACACCGACGCCGGACACGUCGAGAGACUCGGCCAGACCGUCGACACCUUCACCCAGGCGGACUUGGAGCGCGGCUUUGUCGACUACGUGCACAGUGGCAAAGAUAAGACAAAAGCGGUGCUGGGGCUGAGGGUGAGCGACGGCGAGGCGAGCAGCGGGCCCCAGUACUUGCGAGUAAGCACGUACCCGCUGAGCAUAAGGCCGAAGGUAAACACGGGUCUGGUGGUCGUGCAUCGGUCGUUUUCCUAUCUAAGCCCGGCGAACUUGAGCUUCGUGACCAACGCCGAGGAUCCGAGGGUCGACUUGCGCUACGCGAUACUCAAGCAGCCGCAGUACGGGGUGAUACAGCGACAGCGCGAACCCGGACAGCCGUGGAUGGACGCCGAGUACUUUACCAGCCGCGACCUCGAGCUCCAGACCGUCAGGUACCUCCACACCACGGGCAGUCCACGACACGACUCCUUCAAGUUCCAGGCGAGCGUGCGCGAGGUCCGUCCGGCCGCUACCUACGAUUUCAACGUAACCUUCAUAAUCCUCGAGCUGCUCGAGAUCAACCGGCACGAGGUCAACUUCACGGGCACCGCCGACGUGGUCGUCGAGCCACCAAACCUAAGCUACCAGACGAACCCCUUACCGAGCGAGCCCACGACCGUCCUCUACAGCCUCCUGGAGCCAUCCCACUACGGACACCUCUACCUCGAUUACGACCAACUCAGCCCUGGUCAGACCUUCACCCAACACGACAUAAACACCGCCCGGCUACGCUACCGGCUCCACCGGCGCGCCUACUCCCCCGUAGAGGACGCGAUAGGCUUCAAGGUCAGCGCCCCACAGUGCAGCGACCUCGAGGCUACUCUCAACUUCCGCUACCUGUGGCCGGUCGGGGAACCCCCCAGCCCCCCGCUCCUUCUCGCCGAGUCUGAGGCGCUGCGCGUCGCUGAGGGCAGCCGGGCGGCUCUCCUACCGGCACCCCUGAGCGCCACCUACCGGGACCUCGAUCUGCGCUCGCUGGUCUUCAACCUGACCGAAUCCCCGCGCCACGGCUGGCUCGCCUGCUACGACGGCGCCCUACCUGUUCGGCGGAACGCUACCCACUUCACCUUGCAGGAACUCGCGAGCCAGUCCGUGUUCUACGUCCACGACGACUCCGAGUCGGCGAGCGACGGGCUCGAGUACCUGGCGCUGACGUCCGACGAGGCCACGGACUUUAUGCGCCGGGGCGCGCUGCGCGUUGACAUCGAGGCCAGGAACGACAACGCGCCCAAGCGACUCGAUCGCAGGGUCUUCCACGUGGUCUCGAGAUCAACGAGGAUCAUUACCCGGAGCGACCUCCGCUACACGGACGACGACCUUGGCACGCGACCCGUUGACCUGGUUUACAAGAUCAAGCAGCUCAGCGGUGGGGAGAUCUAUCGGGUUGUCGACGGCAGCCCCGUGGACCGGUUCACCCAGCAGGACAUCGACGACGAGGUGGUGGCGUACAGGCACCGGGGCAACCGGGAGUUCGAGAGGGUGGACUUUACGGUCAGCGACGGCGAGCUCUUCGCCAACGGCGAGCUGGAGAUCCAGGCGGGCCGGCCGUACGUGAAGUUGCUGCUCAGCACCGACACGCUCGUCCAGUCUAACCGGACGACCUACCUCGGGACCAAGGACAUCGACGCCGAGACCAACGUCCAUGCCAACUCGACGGACAUCGAGUUCCGGCUCUUGGAGCGGCUCAAGCACGGGACACUGCUCAAGUUCAACCGGGAGACCGAGGGCUUCGACAUGGCCGACCUGGUGCGCGGUGCCGUGGCUUACCGGCACACAGCCAAAUCCCUCAAGCCGGACCAGUUGGCACUGAGGGUGAAGGUCAAGGACGCCGAGGACAGGGGCACGCUCGCGGUCAAAGUGCUCCCUGAGAGCUACUGGGAGCCCCUGUUGGUGCAGCACAACGGGACCGUGUACGUCGAGGAGGCGACGAGCGUCGUCAUCAGCAGGAAGAGCCUCGAAAUCGGCCACCCGGACGUGCCGCCCGGUCGCGUCACCUACCACAUCAGGGAGUGGCCCAAGAACGGACACCUGGAGGUGCAGACGCGCGACGAGGACGAGGGCGGGAACGAGGAGGAGGACGGGGAGAGCCACGCGGUGGAGAGCUUCGAGCAGAGCCUCGUGAACGAGGAUCGGGUCCACUACGUGCAGACGACGCCCAACCGGACGAGGGACAGCUUCGUGGUGGACGUGAGCAACGGGGUGGUCUGGCUGCGCAACCUGAGCGUCAGCGUGGCCAUUAUCCCGGCCAAGUUGUACGUGGCCGCGCGCAACCUGACGGUCCUCGAGGGUAAGAGCGUGGCUCUGCGCGAGACGGACUUUUACGCGCUGACGGGGUACUUUGCCGGCAAGCUGACCGACUACCGGGUGGUCGAGAAGCCGAGGCACGGGGGUUUGGUGGACGCGGCGAAGGGCGGGCCGGUGAAAAAGUUCUCCCAGGGGCAGCUGGCCGCGAGGGAGAUCGUGUACAGGAAUAGCGGGGAUGAAGUGGCGGCGGAUCGGUUCAAGCUGGCGGUGAUGGCCGGGGAGAAGAGCAGCGAGCCCUUCGACGUGUGGGUGAACGUCGAGCCGGUCAACGAUCAAGUGCCGGUUGUCGUGAACAGGACGAGGUUCAGCGUGUGGCAGGGCGGAUCUGUCGUCGUGGGCAGUGAGUACCUGGCUGCCAAGGAUAACGACUCGGCUCCCGAGGACUUGGUUUAUAGGGUCAGGAGUUUGGCGAAUGGUUACUUUUCGCUGAGCGAGGCGCCGGGCAUUGAGAUCGGCAACUUUACGCAGGAGAUGAUCGACGCCCGGCAUGUUCUGUUCACGCACAGGAGCGGCAGUGAGGCGGAAUUUAAGUUCACGGUUAGCGACGGCCCGCACACAACGGACCUUUACUCGGUGAGCGUGUCGACCAAACCCAUCCGUAUACGGCUCGAACGCAACAGGGUCCUCAACAUCUUUCCACUGGCAAGAAAACCCAUCACGAGCGAUCUGCUCCUGGCUAAAUGCACCGACCCCAACCGGGACUUGAAAUACGUGGUAAGACUCGGCGCCGGGAUGGGAAAAAUCAUGAUGGAAACGAACGAGGGCACCUGGGUCCCCGUCGACCGGUUCACCCAAAAGGACCUCAAUGACAGCAGAGUCUCCUACGAGCACGUCAAGUCCUUCAACAACAUCAACGCCAGCGACAGCUUCAUCUUCGACGUCGAAACCAACUUUGCCAACACAAUCAGGGAUCAGAUAUUCAACAUCGACAUAUCAAUCUCGAGCGGCGGCCUGCACCGCUACGUUAGCUUCACCCCGGUGCAAGUGAUCGAGGGUGGCUCGUCGACCUUUGGAAUAAACAUCAGCGAGAUCGUGACGUUCCUCCGGACGAAGGCUGCCAUAGCCAACCCCGACGUCUUCGUGAGACUGAUAAGGCAGCCGAGCUACGGGCACGUGAUGCUCCUGCCCGACCUGAACAUCACGACCUUCUCCGAGUCGGAGGCCAGGAGCGGCAAGAUAGCCUACUUCCACGACCACUCGGACACCCUCAGGGACCAGAUCGACUUCACGGUCUACGUGUCCCCGGGCCACGUGGUCCUGUGCAACGUCUCGGUGCCCGUCGACGUGGCCCCCAUAAACGACCAGCCCUUCAAACUCGAGGUCAUCAAAGAUAUCGACGUCGUCCAGAACCAGACGCAAACCAUCACCCGGGACAAUCUCCUCACCACGGAUCCGGACACCGAGCCCAAGGACAUCAUCUACGAGAUCAUAAACGCCCCGACGUACGGCCGCCUGCUCCUCCUCUCGGCGGACUCCAACUCCAACACCAAGACCCACCAGCCGAAGAACUUUACGCAGCAGGACGUGGACUCGUCGCGGCUGGUCUACGAGCACAGGGGACCCCUCCUACUCUCGACCUUCUACUUUCGGGUGUCGGAUGGGCACUUCAACCACGACUACAAGAUCUUCAACAUAAACGUCCACCCGAUCAGGCUGGCCGUGAGCGUGGCUCGGCCCGUCGAGAUCCAGCAAGGCCUGACCUCCACCACCAUAGACACCGAGAGCCUCAAGCUCGAGACGAACGUCCGCCCGGACCUGGUCCGCUACGAGGUGACUCGAGCCCCAAGACACGGGGCCCUCCACAUACGCGAGCAAAGCAACAACUUCCGACACACGGACCUCCUGUCCAAGAGCAUCGUGUACGUGCAGCAGGACAUGACGGCGAGCAACGACAGUCUCGAGCUGUCCGCCCGGGUGAGCGAGUUUGAGUUGCGCGGCAUCAGCGUGCCCAUCCGCGUCGUGCCCCUGAUGAUAAUUAGCCCGAGCCUUGAGGUGUACGCGGGCGAGAGAACGAGGCUGGGAAUCGGGUACUUUGACGCGACGCCCUUGGCCAAGCUGGCCGGCAGCGACCCCGUGUUCAGGGUGACCCGGCGCCCGAGGUUCGCCAAGAUCAUGCGCAUCAUGAACAGGACCGUGUCCUCGGGGGAGAAGAAACGGGCCCUGCAGGAGCAACGGGAGAUCGGCAAGUUCUCGCACUCGCAGGUGCUCUCGGGCGUGGUGUACCUCGUCUGCACGAACGUGCCCUCGAACGACGUCAACGGGGUGAGCGAUGGCUUCGAGUUCGUGCUCGUCGUGCCCCAUCAGACCGCCUUCCGCUUCCAGCCGGCCGUGGGUAGUUUUGAGUUCCGGCUCAAGCUGAGCAGCGACUACUACAACAACUCGCUCGAGCCGAUGGACCCGGUCGGCCACGAGGGCGAGAUGACCGUGGCCCCGAGCAUGGCCAACGACUACACCCUGCUGAUCGGCGCCCUCGCGGGCAUCUUUGUCCUCGCCCUGUGUAUCAUCGUGACCAUAAGGUGCAGGCACGGCAGAGGCAAGAAGAAAAAGAAGAAGCCAAGCGGGGCAGGGGAGUCAUCCUCGUCGUCGAUAGACCCGGCCCAUCAGCAGGACGCCAAGGUGGAGCCGGCGUGCAACGUGUCGUCGCUGCCGAGGCCACCAGACCACUUGCUACCCGCCACGCCGCACCUCAAGCGGUACUGCGCGCCCAACGACGUUGUCCUCGCCAGUAGCAUAAGCUCGAGCACCCCACUCCCGCCCCUCAUGGGCCCACCAACCCUGACCUCGACUCUACCCCAGUGCAAGGUGAUAGCCCUGAGCCCGAUGGACAGCAUCAUGGGCUCGGACGUGGACGUGUCGGCUAGGUACCCGUACGGGGUGGGGGACGCCGACGAGUGGAGCAGCUUCGAGACGACGGAUCUGCCGUGCCCGUCUCACGCCUCCCAACCACCCCGGGCCACCCCGAACAACCCCCUGCUCAGGAAGAACCAGUACUGGGUCUAGCACGAGUGUUGUCCCCAGCUGGGAGCCCAACAGCCGGGGAUGCUGGCCACGUAGCGACCGCCCGGCGCCGCUCGCGAGCGGUGCCUCGACGCCCUGCACUGUGUCGAGCGGCAGCCGGAGAGGCGGCUCAAGAAGAAGAAAUCGGUGAGCUAUCGGCCCGGGGACGCGGAUAUCAUCGGCUGACUCGCUGCAAUGGACACCGAUAUAUGCGGCUCCUCCCGGGUCCGAGGUGAUGUAACG